AUGGUAAAGAAAGCUCUGAAUCCUUUGAAAAUCGACUUCAAGAAGGGCAUCAUUGAAAAUAAACUACAGCAAAUCAGGAAUUCAAGAACAACAACUACGCCUGACCUAAUAAAAGUUUGGACAAUUGAAGUUAAUCCGAAGGAUUCCAAAUAUGUUUUAGACUUAAUACGUACGAAAACACAGAAGCAGGAUCCUAUUUCCAUGCUCCAUAUAAAGAGAAUUAGGAAAAUAACAAAUAGUGAUACUUCCGUAUCUCUAGUUGUAGUGAUUGGAAGUGUUGAACUCUUCGAGGAUAAAAACUCAGUCCAAUCUAUGUUACACAGUUUCAGAAAAGACUUAAAGUAUAGUAAUUUAUCAUCAAGCCACGAAAUACCUAAGGAAGGUCCUCAGACUAAAGAACUUAUGCUACAAUGGUCAGAUGAAUAUUGGCCCCUUGUCUGGCGUGGAAAUCCCAAUGAUCAGAUUCUAAAUGAUUAUACGUUUAAUAUGCCAUUUAUCGAAGAUAUACUACUGAAAAUACAUAGAUUAUCGCAAGAGCAAUAUGAAAACGGUAAUAUUUACCCUAUUGUAACAGCUUUUGUGGAUCCAAAUGAUUCUACCAACUGUAUUUAUGCGUGUGAUACAAGGGCACAGCAGGAAUCGUCACCUUUAGAUCAUAGCAUUCGCAUAGGUAUAAACGCUGUAUCCAAAAGAUUAAAAGAAAGAAAGAAAGUCAUAGAUAAUGCUCACACAGAAGGAUACCUAUGUCUCGAUUUUGACGUCUAUACAACUCAUGAGCCCUGUUCGAUGUGUUCAAUGGCUCUCAUCCACUCAAGAAUUAAGCGUUGUAUUUUUAUACAACCAAUGACUAUGACUGGGUCCCUCAAACAUAAAAGUGGUGAUGGGUAUUGUAUGCAUCAACACAAGCUGCUUAAUUCGAGUUAUGAGGCCUUCCAAUGGGUCGGGGACAAACUUGAUCCUCCGGAAAUUAGUCAGUCAACUUGUUGUUGA
Molecule: messenger RNA, 990 nt
Organism: Maudiozyma saulgeensis
Lineage: Eukaryota; Fungi; Ascomycota; Saccharomycetes; Saccharomycetales; Saccharomycetaceae
Source: the annotation of a GenBank genome assembly